Messenger RNA from Tauraco erythrolophus (red-crested turaco), 505 nucleotides. RefSeq names its product hemoglobin subunit rho. NCBI's taxonomy places the organism in Eukaryota, Metazoa, Chordata, Aves, Musophagiformes, Musophagidae. Gene Ontology annotation, molecular function: oxygen carrier activity; haptoglobin binding; peroxidase activity. The record is from RefSeq and is a predicted model, not a curated record. Gene Ontology annotation, biological process: hydrogen peroxide catabolic process; oxygen transport. Gene Ontology annotation, cellular component: hemoglobin complex; haptoglobin-hemoglobin complex; blood microparticle.
GCCACCAUGGUGCACUGGACAGCCGAAGAGAAGCAGCUCAUCACCAGCGUCUGGAGCAAGGUCAACGUGGAGGAAUGCGGUGCCGAGGCCCUGGCCAGGCUGCUGAUCGUCUACCCCUGGACCCAGAGGUUCUUUGCUAACUUUGGGAACCUCUCCAGCCCCACCGCCAUCAUCGGCAACCCCAAGGUCCGUGCCCACGGCAAGAAAGUGCUCACCUCCUUCGGGGAAGCCGUCAAGAACCUGGAAAACCUCAAGGCAACCUACUCCAAGCUGUCUGAGCUGCACUGUGAGAAGCUGCAUGUGGACCCCGAGAACUUCAGGCUCCUGGGUGACAUCCUCAUCAUCGUGCUGGCCGCGCACUUCACCAAGGACUUCACCCCUGCCACCCAGGCCACUUGGCAGAAGCUGGUCGGCGUGGUGGCCCAUGCUCUGGCCUACAAGUACCAUUAAACCCUCCGAAGGCAGACGUGUCUAUAACAGUCAAUAAAAAAAUUCACAUUUCCUG